This is a messenger RNA of Poeciliopsis prolifica (blackstripe livebearer), 4298 nucleotides long. RefSeq names its product pleckstrin homology domain-containing family A member 4 (gene plekha4). NCBI's taxonomy places the organism in Eukaryota, Metazoa, Chordata, Actinopteri, Cyprinodontiformes, Poeciliidae. Bases 202 to 4056 code for a protein of 1284 amino acids. The record is from RefSeq and is a predicted model, not a curated record. The transcript is spliced from 24 exons.
GAGAGUUCAGUGUUUCAGCACCCAGCAGCUUCAGUGCAGGUAGAGCGUUUCAGACUUGGUCAAAACAAAGUGAAGCUGCAGCAAACAGAAAAAGCUUCACCUGUGAACGAUUAGAAAGGUUUCACCGGCAGAGCGAGGGCUGAGCGGCGGCCAGACCGGCGGCCGGACCGGACGGGAUGCUGUGAGGAAGAACGCCAAGCGAUGGAGCUGAAAGACGGAGGCAGGAGGCCGCAGAUGCUCAGAAUGGACGACCAGGACAGAGUGAGCCAAGCGUCCAGUGUGGCUACAAUUUCUUACUUUCCUGUCAUGAAGGAAAGUGAUGGGAAGGUGCAAACGUUUGGGAAAAGAUGUCAGGCUGCUAAAAGAGACCCCAACUGUCCCGUGGUCAUCAGGGGCUGGCUCAACAAAAAGGACAGCUCUGGUCUGAAGCUGUGGAAGAGACGGUGGUUUGUUCUCUCCAACUACUGUCUGUAUUACUACAAAGACAGCAGAGAAGAAACCGUGUUGGGAAGCAUCCCGCUGCCCAGCUACAAAAUCCUGUUCUGCACGCCGCGAGAAUGCAAGAACAGGAAGUUCACCUUCAAGGUGGUGCACCAGGGAAUGCGAUCAUAUUUCUUCAGCGCUGACACUCAGGAGGACAUGUUGGGUUGGGUUCGAGCCCUGAGCCAAUCAGCUACGAUGGAGCCAGACAGCACCAUGAACAGGCGUUGCUCCAGUUAUCAAGAUUUCACGCAGCUUGGUGGCAGCAGUGAGUCCAUGGACUUCCCCAGAUCGCCCACGGAGGAGGAGGAGAGUCCGGCGCAAAAACACAAGCAUGUCAGCAGAACCCUGAGCGAACCGGGUCAGCUGAGCCGGAGGGUGGGGAGGUCACAGUCAGAGCACCGGGGCCGACGGAGCGUGCAUCACCGGAACAGCCCGUCGAACCGAACCCCCAGCCCCCCCGAUCCAAUCAGGAGAAGAACUGCUUCAAACAGGGAGGACGACGCUUGCGAUGAAACCUCAGCCAUCGUGGGGUCAGGCUCUUUGGGCUCCAGGGGACAGCUGGGCUCCCGACCCCACACCCCAGUGGGAAGGGUCGACAUUCGACCCCACGAUGACCCCCUCACUGUGUACUACACUCCUGCCUCCCCUAAGCUGGAGUUCAAGUCUGCUCCCACCACCCCGGUCACAGAGAGGUGGCAAAACCUCAGCAAGCCUGCAGCCGUUUACGGUUCUGUUCAUCACACAGCCAGUGGGAGAAGACCUUUAGCAAAGAGCCACUCCACGGGGGCAGAUUUACUGCCUCCUUUACCCCCUGCAGCGAGGGCAGCGCAUGCUUCCAAGCCCUCAAAACCGCGUCAGCUUCACCUGCCUGUCUCUGCGCUUCCGCCAGCGCUGGUGUCUAAAUCUGACCAGAGGGAUUUGCAACCAGUACGACCUCUUGAAAGUGAUGCAGAUGCCGUAUUGACGCGUCUGUGUGGGUGUGACAAGCUGCUGCAGUCUCUGUCUGUGGAGCUCACCCAGCUACAGAGGGACAAGGACAGCGUCCAGUGUGCGCUGGAAGUGUCCAGGCUCCAGGUGGAGGAGUGGAGGACCCAGGGGCCCCGGGCCCUGGAGGAGGCGCUGACCCAGAAGGCUUUGCUGCAGGAGGAGUUGGUUACAAUCCGGGCCAGAGUGUGCGACGUCUCACUGGAAAUGGAGCGAGUGUGGAGUCAGUAUGAGAGGAUGGAGAGCGAGUUGUCUGUAAUCCGUUCGCACCUUCAACACAUCUCCAACUUUGGAAUACCGCAGGAGCAGUGUCAGGCUCAGAGGGAGCUGUGGAUGAUGGAGGACAUCCUCGACGGGCUGAACGUCAAUCGGGAUUAUUUCUGUUUCCUGCUGGGACUUCAGACACAUCACAUGUUCCAGUUUUUGCCUGCUGGACCUCCUGGACCUCCUGGACCUCCUGGGCCUCCUGCUUCCCCCCCAGAAGGGCUUCCAGUCGGACUGCCACCAGAUUUGGAAGAAGAGCCUCCGCUUCGCCCUCCGUUACCCCUGGAGCUUCAGGAGAGCCACCGUGCUCAGGACCUGGGCCAUGUGUGGCCAGAGUCACCGUACGAGGGAAUCUACGAGCAUCCUGCUGAUCCUGCCGACAGAAGUGGAAACAGCCAGCCUGACCUCCUUAACGUGAAAGCACAGAGAGAUGCAACCGAAUCUCAGUCUGGUUCAAAGUGGAUCCCAGCAGAAACAGCCAGCCAGCCAACAAAGAAGAUGAAAAUGAAGAUGAGUGAAGCAGAGCAGAUUGAGAGGAUGAAAAGAAAUCAGGAGAGAUUGGCGAAUAAGAGGAAACCUCCAGUGGCGACUCCAGGACCCCAGGAUCAGAGUCCAGACACAAGACAGGAGGCCCCGUUUCCCUUGAGGGUGACCCGCGUUGUCACAGCUGUGCUGCCCUCGUCGCUCGUAGCCAGAAGAGUUUCCAUCGAGGAUCCCCCAGCUGAGCUCGACGCUCCGCUGCCCGAACAAAUCCUGCCGGAAACACAGCAAAAGCAGACGGAACCGAGCAGAAAGCCCCUGAGCAAACCUGCCAGGCGGCUGCUUACGGAGAGCCCCGACGCAAACCAGGCUGUCGGCGAGCCGCACCAGGAUCAAACUGCAAAAAAGGCCAGCAGAAAACACCCGCCGGCGUCCAGGGGCCCCAGAAUGGAGCCACUUCUAGAAGUGAGCAGAGGCGAAGGAUCAGAGAGCCCGAGGAGUGAAGCGCAACACCUGAUGGGGUCAGGAAGAGGUCAAGGCAGCGCAGACGUCAAGGCAGCUGAAGAGCCGUCGGCUGCUGACUUCGACCUGAAUCCUGGUGUGAGCUCUGAGCAGCGAAAAGCCAAACUCCGACGAGUCGAACGGAUACGAGAAAGAGUGAUGAGAAGCGCAGCCAGAGAAAGUUCUACGACAGACAAUCAGCGUCCAAUCAGGAGAGAGAGGAAGGAAGUUCACCGGGCUCCCUCUGACUCGGCUGAAGGAAAAUGGCCAACAGCAGAAAGUCUUGGCUGUCUUGAUGACUUCAGCAGAUCAGGAGAUCUGCAAGGUGCAACGUCUCAGGGCUGCGAUGAAGUUAAAUCUAAAAGUCAGGUCCAGACUGAGAACAGAGCACAGCACAGUGGGAGAGCAGAGGUUGCCAACAAUAAGAGCAAACGCUCACCGUCUCCCUAUCACAUCUCAUCCAUGACCGUCUACCAAAACGACGGAGGCAAAGGAUUCAUGAGCUUCAACGAUGAAGAGCAGGAAAACCCGGAAGGACUCACUGCAGAAGAUAAAGAGGAAAAACUGAAAUCUUCCCACCUGAGAACAAAAUGGUUCCUGUCGACCAACCAGUGGCAGGGGUUCAUCCCACUGCAGAUGGAGCCGCUGUCCAUCGAGGAGAACGAGGAAACCGACACCCGGCCGGGCUCUGAUGACGCCAACGACCUCAGCCAGAUGUCGGCGGCGGUGAGCGAAAGCCUGCAGAAGAUGAAGGAGAACCACUCGCUCUUCUAUAAGAUCGCCUGCGACAUCAGCAUCUCAGACUCAGACAUAAAGAGCGACGAUCAAACGUCCUCCAGACCAGAGGACGAAGAAGUUUUGGUCAUCGAAGAAACGGCGAGGGCCGGUGACGUUGGGACGCCGUCUCACUCAGAGAGUUUGGACGGAAGAGGUGCAACAUCUGAAAAGAAAUCUCUGGAGUUCACGACAGAAAUGCAGGACAAGACUCUGGUGGACACAACAUGUGAUCCAGCAGAGCAAUUAGGGCAGGAAGAUGAAGCAAAAGUUUCAGAAACGGGAGGUUUUGUCCAGGGGACGGAUUCCACUCAGGCACUGCAUGGACACACAGCGACAGAAGAGAAACACUGUGUGAAGAAAGAGUCAGAAGAUCUGAACACAAACCAGGACAGAUGUGAGGAAAUAAAGAAACGUUCCAAAGGAAGUAAAGAGAAGAAGACGGAUGAGGAAGACCGAGGAAAUAGACGCUCCAUCGGGGCAUCGAACGCUGACUGUGAUGGAGGAAGAAUCAUCCAGAGCGCGACCUUUGGAAAGCCGAGGGUCACCGUCCUCAGGACGAGUUUGUAGAUCCAAGAAAAGACGCCGUCCCAUUCUAACCAAAACUUCAUGACACUUUAUUUGGAUUUCAUAUGAUAGACCAAAUCAAAAGAGGGUAUAAGUAUAAUUUGACAAACAUAAUCUGAAAAUCUGACCCCAGAAACUUUUGGUACCUCUGGAAAACCUGCAAAGGUCCAGAGCAGAGAAAAGCCACAGGAAGUCCAACAUCCGUUUGCUACUAAACAAAAUGCUAUGAGGGGCUAAACACUAAC